CGACCUUCUCAUUGACUCGGCGGCUACCCACCCAUAUGUUCGAAAGGGAUUUCUCGAAUACGUACAUAUGCCUAAACGAACGAAGACAUUAUAUCAAGACAACGUCAGAUGGCGGUUAUGGCCAUCAGUUCGAGAUAACCUCCAAAAUUUCAUCUUGGCCAAACUUCUGACACUUCUGGACAAUGUCUCUACAAGACCACAGAAGGGUACGCGAAUGGCUAGGAACUUGAGGAGACAACGACAACAUCAUACAAAAACCACUCUACCAGUAUCCACCAUCGUAACUUCAGCCGAGGUUAUCUCUACCAACAGGCCUCCCGAAAAAGUUGUCGCUUCUUCGUCGGUUAAUCUGAGGCAUAAGCGCGAUUCAAAUGAAAAAAUCUGUACUGUGAAACGAAAGGCAGUAGAAUCAAAGGCUGUUGUGCUGCCAGGCGUAUCCGGUACCAGCUUUUCUAACGCAAUAGCUGCAUCUAAGCGUCGACUGGAGUUGGAGGAUGAUCCGGGCCCAAUGAAGAAGCAGAAGACUCUGCGAAGUUUUGUAUCUUCACUACCUGCGCAGAGCGAGCAUGUUGCCAGUACUGCAGACCUUACCGCGAAGCUCAAGCGGAAGAGGAACUUAGAGGUUAACCAGAGUGCCAAUAAAAGGCGAAGGAAAGGUGAAUCUAGUGUCGAGUUGACAUCGGGGACAAGUGUUGGCUCUGGAGGACACCGUGAGGCUGUUGGGUCGGUCGGUGCAUUUCUAUCUAUCAGCUCUGAUGCAAGUGGCGUCGGACCCUCGGACAGCGCCGCCGAGUUGGGCCUGCAGGACUCUGAGGAAAAUCGUGUAUUGGAAGUGGAACGUCAUGUUGGCAUUUCCUCUACCAGUGACUGCUCUGCUGGACCUUCGACUGCUAACAUUUCAGACUCAGACGGGGGAGAUUACCGUGGAAAUCUGCGGAAGAUAACUGGUGUCGCAGCAAUAUAUCGCGCGACAUUGGGUGUGCCUACAGCUGGUGAACCCAUCGCUGAAGUUCCCAGCAUCUGAUCCGGAGGCCCUGCAGUCAAUUUUAAGCGAAAGCGUGUAUCGGAGGAUGGCAAGGGUACCGGGAAAAGGCGACGGAUAACAGAGGGGCCUAUGGU
This is a messenger RNA of Desarmillaria tabescens, 1119 nucleotides long. RefSeq lists its product as uncharacterized. Bases 68 to 1024 code for a protein of 318 amino acids. The record is from RefSeq and is a predicted model, not a curated record. NCBI's taxonomy places the organism in Eukaryota, Fungi, Basidiomycota, Agaricomycetes, Agaricales, Physalacriaceae. The transcript has 3 exons.